GGAUAUUUGGAAGAUGGCGGAUUACGAUGUUGGAGUGAGAAAACCCUGCAGAAUUUGUGGUAGACAGUUUGUUCCAGAAUCAUUGGCCAAGCAUGAACCUAUUUGUAGAAAGACUGCAGCAAAAAAGCCUAAAGUAUUUGAUUCAGCCAAACAAAGAGCUGAGGGUACAGAAGUCAGCUAUAAACAGAUAAAACAGUCUCAGAAAAAGGUUGUAAAACCUCCAAAAUCCAACUGGAGAUUGCAGCAUCAAGACUUUAUCAAUACUGUGAGAGCAGCUAGGGGUGUAACACAGGCUUUAGAAAGAGGAGAUCCCCUACCUCCUCCUCCCCCUCCUUCCAUUAACCCAGAUUAUGAGCAAUGUCCUUACUGUGCCAGAAGAUUUAAUGCAAAAGCUGCUGAGAGGCAUAUAAACUUUUGUAAGGAACAACAAUCUAGGAUACCUAACCGGGCAACUAAGGGUGAUCCCAAUGCUAAAGCUAAAAUGAUGGCUCGUAACACGUAUCAGGCACCUAAGCCAAAGACAAAAGCAAGCCCAGGAGGAGCAGGAGAUAGUCCAGGGUAUGGCAGGGCACCAGCAUCUCAACCAGGAGUUGGUAGAACUCCCCCUGGUGCUAGUAAUGGUUACGGUAGAGGUGGCACCAGCACUAGAGGGCGUUCUACUGGAACAACAUCAUAUCAGGACAUCCAUGAGGAGCAAGCUAUAGAUCCACAGCCACACAAACCAUGGGCCAACCGUGUGUCUUUUCAACCAAGUUUUUUAGAACCUCUCGAUGAAGUUGUUCACACGGUAAAAAUUGUGAUCUAA
This is a messenger RNA of Mytilus californianus (California mussel), 805 nucleotides long. Its product is annotated as zinc finger C2HC domain-containing protein 1A-like. Bases 14 to 805 code for a protein of 263 amino acids. The transcript has 8 exons. The record is from RefSeq and is a predicted model, not a curated record. NCBI's taxonomy places the organism in Eukaryota, Metazoa, Mollusca, Bivalvia, Mytilida, Mytilidae.